Rubroshorea leprosula is the source of this 687-nucleotide messenger RNA. Lineage: Eukaryota; Viridiplantae; Streptophyta; Magnoliopsida; Malvales; Dipterocarpaceae. The record is from the annotation of a GenBank genome assembly.
CAAACCCAUCUCCUUCUAACCGGAAACCCCACCAACCAGUUUCUGCCUAAAAUCCGUCCCAUCCCCGGUUUUUCAUUAGAAAUCCUCAAACGGGGUCUAGCCUCUUUGUAGCUCUGUCGCCGCCUCCCUUCAUCGUUCCCCUCUUCUUCACCGAUCCACUUCUUCAACCAAACAGCUAUCCUCUACCUUAUAAAAACCCUAGACGCUGAUGAGCACAAGGAAAGAAAAACUAGCUGCCACUUGGUGGAAAACCAAGAAAGACGCCAGGGGGAAGCUCUCUCUCGAGCCGCCCGAUAAAUACCUGGCACCGGGGUUCUCUCCACUGAUUCAAGCCACUGGGAGACACACGGGAGAGUUGAGAAACUGGAGAGAAUCAAGAGGGAAGAAGGAAACAGAAAGAGGCGAGAAGGGAGAAGGGCAGCUAUAGGGAUGCUUUGCAUCGGAGGAGCUCAAGAAAAGUCCAGAAAAAUCAGACUCUGACUGGCAUAGUUGUCAAGGAGAAGAGGCGGAUUUCAUCUUGGAAAUGGAAAGUCCUAGCUGCUGAGUUCGACCGUCAUUUUGUAUUUCGCUUCGAAGCUCUUAUUCAUUCAUUAUGUGUUGGGUUGGAUUUUUCAGAACAUGAACUUGUUUGUUGCUUGUUUCACGCAAAUUUUCAAGUUUUUGGCAAAAUAAUGUGCAUUGCCUUUU